Molecule: messenger RNA, 3838 nt
Organism: Cannabis sativa
Lineage: Eukaryota; Viridiplantae; Streptophyta; Magnoliopsida; Rosales; Cannabaceae
Product: LEAF RUST 10 DISEASE-RESISTANCE LOCUS RECEPTOR-LIKE PROTEIN KINASE-like 1.2
Exons: 4
Coding region: 1510-3480 (656 amino acids)
Biological process (GO): protein phosphorylation
Molecular function (GO): protein kinase activity; polysaccharide binding; ATP binding
Source: RefSeq, a predicted model, not a curated record
UAUAAAUUGUGAAAUCUAAAGAUACACCUCAACUGAAAUUUUCAAUUAUUAUUAACAUGUAUCACAAUUUAUGAAGGUACAAAUCACACAUUAUUCAUGCAAUAGAAAAUGCAAACUGUAACUGAAGAUACAAUCACACUAAGUGAUUUUAAUGUCCAUAAAUCACAAAGAAGCUGGUUGAAGAACACAAUACACAAGAAUGAGUGAGAAUUAAACCAAAAACAGCUUUCACAAACAAUCAUAAUUUGGAUAAUAAUGGCCAUAUAUUUUGUAUAUAUAUAUAUAUAUACAUAAAGGGAAAGAGGAAGGAAGGGGAGCACUUUUCCCUUUGUUAUUGAAGAAAUGAGAGAAGAAUUGAAAAAGCAGUCUUGUGUUGCUUGGUAGGAGGAAGUAGUUGAGAGAAGGGAGCCAUUUUCAAUUGUACAAUACUAACACUUGAGCUUGACUAUAAUCACCUCAUUUCUCUCCUUUCUCCCACUUCACCCUCUUACCAAACACACUCAUUAAGUCCUAUAUUUGAAUUUGUUAUUUCAAGCUUGGUUACCUUUCCUCUGUCCAAUCUCCAUGAGAAAAUUAUGGAUCUAAUCAGCCAUGCAUAAAACAAAAAGAUCAUUUGGAAAACUCAAGUGGUUAUUAGUAACACCCUAUCUUCAAAUUCUUAUGAUUUUGCCAGGAAAAAUCACACAACCAAAUCCAAAUUUUUUCAACAGGAACUAGAAAAAAUAUCUAUGUAAAAGCCUUAACUGAGGAUAGAAUACAGACCAUAAAAGAUUAAUUAUACCUGGAAGACUGGGAAACAGUCAUGGCCUCAGAAUAACCACUUGGGUCUGAUUCCCUUUUAGUAAGUAUAUCAACAUGAGACUCAAAGUGAUGAAUGACCCCACAAGCCACAAACUUCAUCAUGUUCACUAGUCCUUAUGUGUUUUUUUCUUUCUCAUGCAUCAUUGUCCUCUCAUUACUCACAAACUAACACCAAAAGCUAUAUUAAAAGUCAUGUGGUCCCACUUGUGCCGUUUUCUAAGUCUUAGAAAGGGAAUAAAAAACGCGUAAUAGCAUUAUCAACUUACAACCAGAUAUUUUUUUUCUCUUUGCUGCUAUAUGAAUCUGUUUACUCAGUCAAAGACUACUCAUAAAAAACCAUGCCUAGUUCAUGUUCCACCAUACGUAAUUUUUCAUUUUUUUUGUGGGAAAAGAAAGAAAAUAUCUGUUUUGCCGUAUUUUAGGGUCCAAAUAAAACAUUUUGUAAAGACUUUGAAAAGCAAAGAGUCAAGGCCUUGAAUGGGAUUAAUAAAUCCAAGAGUAUGGGAAGGUUCGUCGUGAGUAACCCAUUUUACUUCUUUUUUUCUUCAACGUAUGUUGUUCUUAAAAACUAUCCAAAUUUCCAAGUCAACAACUAAGUCAAGCAGAAACGCCUCUCCUUAAUAAUACGUUGUGGCUUAGCCAAAAGAGGAGUAUAAACCUCCAACCCCUCCUGUUUUGCAUUAGAAAUCUAGAAUAAUUAUUCCUGGGAUGUUCAACCUCAGGAUGGGUCCUACUACUCCUCUGCUUGCUUUCUUUUUCUUCUUUCUCAGACAUCUUCUGCUUCCAAGCUCCGCUGAAGGAAAGGAAAUUCCUCGUCCUCAUAACUGUACACAAUUUCCUUGUGGAAAACUUGGCAUGAUUGGUUUCCCUUUUAGCAAUAUCAGUAGACCUGAUUGUGGGGUGUUCACACUGAACUGUUCAGAAGAACAAGAUCCAAAGAUCCAAUUUAAGAAAGGAGGAGGCUGGUAUGGUGUAAAAAAUAUCAAUCAACCAGAUUUUAGUUCUUUUGUGGUCUUGGAGAAAACACUACCCUUUUACUGGAAUCAUUCCAGGGAUAGAUGUAAACUUAUCAAUGAUUUCUCUGCUCCCACACCUAACAUUUCAUUACUCUUUUCUUCCUAUAACUUUACAGCUGAGAAAUUGUUCACACUUUACAAUUGCAGCCACAAUGUUAGCAUCACUCCAUCUUUAUUAGAUGUUGAUAAAACUAGUUGCCAAGGAGACUAUGACAUCUACUGCAACACUCAAAACAUAAGUUUUCCAUUCAAACAACAAUGUCCAAUUAUCACUCUUCCAUUUUCACAUCCACCUCCACCUCCAUAUCCUUAUCCUCAUCAAUUGAUCUUUCAAGUGGAAAUAAAUCGUGAUUGUUUUAAAUGCCGCUUUUUUAAUAGAGGGACAUGCUACAAUGAUAAAGAUAAUAAAUUUCGGUGUAUUUUGCAUUCAAAAGGAAAAAAGAAGAGAAAGUUAAUAAUAGGAAUAAUAGCAGGGUUGAGUUCGGGAGUUCUUUUAACUACAAUUGUCUUGGGAAUCAUUAUGUGGCGCAGGAAACAUAAACCUGCUACUUCAAGGAACAUCCCUGAUCCAUAUUUGAAUGUGGAUGAUCCAGAGGGUGCAAGUGGCCAUCUUGGGGUCCUUGUGUUUUCCUAUAAAGAUCUUACUGAAGCCACUAAUAACUUUGAUGCUGAAAAAGAACUUGGAGAUGGAGGCUUUGGAGCUGUAUACCAUGGCGUGCUCAAAGACGGGAGAGAAGUAGCAGUGAAGCGAUUAUACGAGCACAACUACAAAAGAGUAGAACAAUUCGUAAACGAGAUAAAAAUCCUCACACUCCUGCGCCACAAAAACUUGGUAUCCCUCUAUGGUUGCACUUCACACCGCAGCAGAGAACUCCUCCUAGUCUACGAGUACAUCCCCAAUGGCACAGUUGCAGACCAUCUCCACGGAGACCAAGCCAUAACAAGCCCUCUAACCUGGUCAAUCCGCUUAAGCAUCGCCAUUGAAACAGCCAGUGCAUUAGCCUACCUCCACGCCUCAGACAUAGUCCACCGCGAUGUCAAGACCAACAACAUUCUCUUAGACAACAAUUUCAGUGUCAAAGUUGCGGAUUUCGGCCUAUCAAGGCUUUUCCCCAACGAUGUAACACAUGUUUCAACUGCACCACAAGGAACCCCUGGCUACGUUGAUCCAGAGUAUCAUCAGUGUUAUCAGCUGACUAGUAAGAGCGAUGUUUAUAGCUUUGGAGUUGUUCUAGUUGAGCUCUUAUCAUCUAUGCCUGCUGUUGAUAUAACAAGACAUAGACAUGAGAUUAAUCUCUCUAACUUAGCUAUAUCCAAGAUUCAAAAAAGGGCUUAUAAUGAGUUGAUUGAUCAACAACUUGGGUUUGCUUCAGAUAUUGAAGUUAGAACUAUGACCAUUGCUGUAGCAGAGUUGGCUUUUGAGUGUUUACAACAAGAUAAGGAAAUGAGGCCUACAAUGGAUGAAGUUUUGGAAAGACUAAGGAGAAUUGAAGAUGGGAAAAUUGAGACUCAACCACCACCGCCACAACCUUCCCCGGAAUGUGGCGAUGAAGUGGGGUUGUUAAAAAAUAUGAAACAUGAUCAGCAUUCGCCAUCAUCGCCGAAUGCUGUCACUGAAGCUUGGCCAAGUACUACUUCUACUACGCCUAAUUUCAGUGCCUAAAGAGUAAAGAUUCUAUUUUUAAUAUUUUUUUUCACUCUUACUUCUGCUAAAAUUUGAAUAGGACAGUAUAAUUAAUCAUAAUUUGUGGUACCUAAAAAUGUGAUAAGUGAGUAAGAGUUGUAAGGAAGGUAGUGUGAUGGGUUCAAAUUUGUUUUUGUUUUUCCCAUCAACUUGUUUUGUUUUGUUUUUGUUGUUUAUGAUUCAUGAUUAAAUAAUUCAAACGCACAUUAAAUUUAAAUUUGUAGAAAAGAUAUGAGAGUUGUAUGUAUAUAUAUAAAGGGAUUGAUUUAUUAGGGUUACUUUUGUUUUGAAAAUAGUUUAUUGCUACGAAUAAUAAUGAUAUAUGUUUUUGGUAUUA